AUGAAUCGAUCAGAAAGACCUGAUGACAAUCAGUAUUUACUGAUAAUAGAGGCUGGGAAUCACUUCAGAUUAAUUAUGAUUGUAGACAUUGUGAAUAAAGAUGUUUUAGAUUUAUCAGAAGAUAAAAUUGCCUCGAUUUUAUUAGAAGGAAAGUUUUCUAAGCCUAGCAUUAAAUUACUAUAUCCUGACGUUAAUCUUCAUAAAUAUUAG
Messenger RNA from Funneliformis geosporum, 210 nucleotides. Lineage: Eukaryota; Fungi; Glomeromycota; Glomeromycetes; Glomerales; Glomeraceae. The record is from the annotation of a GenBank genome assembly.